AUGCCUGCCCAGCGCACUGGCGACUCUGCUCCCGCUAGCCAGUCCGAAAUUGUAUCGUGCGGCUUGACCCUUGACGCACCUGACGGGUUCGAGCCCGCUCGAGCCCACGCUCGCAACCACACCCUCGCCCAGGAGACAUGCCCCCGAGUCUCUCGCUGGGCCAGCGGUGCGGACGACGAGGUUUUGCCGUGGUCGCUCCUGCCCUUGGCCGGCGAAGACGACUUUUCGCGGACAGCGGACGCCUCGGCUGAAGCGUUCGGAUACCGACCCCACGACAGCGAUGCCACCUCCGACGGUCCCUUUCUGGCAGCCAGCUGGCUUUGCUCCACGCCGACACUGGCUCCCCGCAGACGCUUCGACAAUCCCUCGCACACUCCUGUCUUGCCCGUGAUGGAAUCACAGCUCCACAUCAACGGUCAGCUCCAAGUCCAAUCACAUUCCCGGAACCAGGCCCAGUCAUUGUGCUCGCCUCAAGCUUCUGGAGGUCUGUUUGGCCCCGCCGGCGAGGUUCAUGACGACGACGGUGUCAUGCUGCGAUUCGAGUCCGAAGACAUGCAAAUCCGCAUCAGCCGUGGUGCGUACAUCCGCAUCAUAUGCACCACCACCUUGACCUCGGACCAGUGUGGUCUCGUCACCACCACAGCCAACACCUUUGGCCGCUCCAUGACACUGCUCAAUCUGUCUCCGGAUGCCUAUCGGGUCCUGACGGUGCCCAAUGCCGGCGGCGACUCGGUUCUGUCCGAGGCAUUCUCGUGCGAACUCAUGGUUCGGAUGCUUGGGGCGCGCCUGACCUGGACCGAGAUGGAGGUGCGAUAUUUUCCCAUGGGCGGCGCCAUGACCGACUAUAUCGUCCGGAUGGGCAGCGUCGACGUUGCCGUCUCGGUCACCCGAGCCAUGGCCUGGAACAAGUCCAUCCGGUUCACCCACCAGGAUGCCUACCGGCUCCUUGUCAAGAAGCUUACGGGCAUCAUCUUUGCCGGCCACAACCUGAUGCUGCCCGACCGCGUUGACAAGCACAUCCUGCAUAUCUUGACCCCGCACGGAUACAUUGCCAAGACAAUCAAGCGGGUCUGGGCCAAGCUUCCACCCCACAUCCGCGCCAGCACCAUGGUCGUGGUUACGGUGUCGAACUGCAAGUGCAUAUUUAAGAAACGCCGCGAGCUGUGGACGCUCAUCGACGACCUCAAGUAA
Messenger RNA from Polychytrium aggregatum, 1191 nucleotides. RefSeq lists its product as uncharacterized. The coding region runs from base 1 to 1191 and encodes 396 amino acids. The transcript has a single exon. The record is from RefSeq and is a predicted model, not a curated record. NCBI's taxonomy places the organism in Eukaryota, Fungi, Chytridiomycota, Chytridiomycetes, Polychytriales.